Betta splendens (Siamese fighting fish) is the source of this 3852-nucleotide messenger RNA. It is a transcript of the gene mark2b, whose product is annotated as MAP/microtubule affinity-regulating kinase 2b. Gene Ontology annotation, biological process: microtubule cytoskeleton organization; intracellular signal transduction; protein phosphorylation. The transcript is spliced from 21 exons. The coding region runs from base 1220 to 3613 and encodes 797 amino acids. Gene Ontology annotation, molecular function: protein serine/threonine kinase activity; ATP binding; tau-protein kinase activity. The record is from RefSeq and is a predicted model, not a curated record. Gene Ontology annotation, cellular component: cytoplasm. NCBI's taxonomy places the organism in Eukaryota, Metazoa, Chordata, Actinopteri, Anabantiformes, Osphronemidae.
GCGCAUAGACUGCAUUCGGGCGCAGCUCCUCGCCUCUCUCUCUCUCUCGCGCGCGCGCUCUCCCUCCCCCCCCCCCUGUCGCCCUGACACGCACCUCCGAAGACGAAAAGCGCAGUUUACCGAUGAUGGAUUGUACAACUUGAUGAUCCCCCCCCCCUUCGGUCGGCUGGUCACGGGAAUAUUAGCGCUCGGCGCACCGACGGGACGAGCUGGUGUAACGCCACACUGCAGUGCAGCAGUGGCGAACGACCUUCCUUCAGUCACGCAGCGCGGCGGAGAGCGCCGGUGAUUUCCGUGGAUUUCGAGUUGGUUGCGCUGCUCCGUGGCAGCCGCCGGGGGAGAAGCUACCUAGCUAGCUCCGCUUCGACAGAAACGGCGAAUCGGCUAGCUGCAUCGGCUAAUAUCGGCCAGUCGGAUAGCUAGCGCGGCGAGUUAGUGGGCAUUUCUCACCUGCCGUGGCGGCAUUUUACACCGCGCUGCUUUAGCCGUCGGAUACCAUUCCCUGGAUACGUCGCUGGGAACAUUUAGAAUCGUGUCGCGUCCGCUGGGAAGGUCGAGACCUCGCCGGGAAUAAGUUUGGCCUGAAAGUUUGUGCACCUGGUUCGAGCCCUGAAGGGAAGCCGCUCUUCCACCGAGCAGGAGGCGAAGUGGCGACGCUGCGUCGCACGAAAACGACGCUGGACAAACACUUGUUGUCGACCUCGACGGCCGUCGGGGCUUCCUCGAACGCCGCUUAGCCACCCCACGGGUUAGCGUGCUAGCCACCUAACCGAACCUAGUCGCGUUUCAGUGCAGCCGUUGCCCAACUUUUUCUGGGAGCUAGCCCCGGGAGCUAAGCGGCCAGGACGUCGCACCGUCGCGCCGUUAGCUCGCCGGCAGCCGCUGCUCACUGUUAAAGUAGACCCGGGAAGUGAAUGCUCUCCCACCCAGGCCCAGGAUUAAGGAAAUAUUAGCCUUUCGGCGUUUAGCGCUUGUUGACAAACAUGGGACGUGCGGUUGCUGCUAGCUAGUUCCUAGCUAGCUGGCCAGCUCGGCUAGCCGCUGAUGUGGGAUUCAACUUGUUGAUUCGCGAGCGAUUUGAGUGCUGCUAGCUGGCUAGCACCGGACGUCUGCUGGAAAUCUCCCUCUGACACCGGCUCCCCCACGUUUUAAAUGCACAAGAGAGACUAAAGAAGAGUGUUUUUUUUCCUCCCCGUUGAACUGUUCCUACUCCUCAAAAAUGUCAACAAGGACUCCAUUGGUGCAAGUCAUUGAGAACUCGGCUGGGCAGGACUCCAAGCCAUCUAGUCGCUCCAGCAUGUCGCGAUGUCGGAACUCGGUUGCCACGACCACAUCAGACGACCAGCCGCACAUUGGUAACUACCGGUUGCUAAAAACCAUCGGCAAAGGCAACUUCGCCAAGGUCAAACUGGCACGACACGUCCUCACCGGAAAAGAGGUGGCUGUAAAGAUCAUUGAUAAGACACAGCUGAACUCCUCCAGUUUGCAGAAGCUCUUCCGGGAGGUGAGGAUCAUGAAAAUGUUGAAUCAUCCCAACAUAGUCAAGCUCUUCGAGGUGAUAGAAACAGACAAGACUCUGUACCUGGUAAUGGAGUAUGCUAGUGGAGGUGAGGUCUUUGAUUACCUGGUUGCUCAUGGUAGGAUGAAGGAGAAAGAAGCCCGUGCCAAAUUUCGACAGAUUGUGUCAGCAGUGCAGUAUUGCCAUCAGAAGUGUAUAGUACACAGAGACCUGAAGGCAGAGAAUCUGCUGCUGGACGCAGACAUGAACAUCAAGAUAGCUGACUUUGGCUUUAGUAAUGAGUUUACUCUGGGGAACAAGCUGGACACAUUCUGCGGCUCCCCUCCCUACGCCGCCCCAGAGCUCUUUCAGGGCAAGAAGUACGACGGGCCUGAGGUGGACGUCUGGAGCCUGGGGGUAAUCCUCUACACCCUGGUCAGCGGCUCGCUGCCUUUCGAUGGACAGAACCUCAAGGAACUGAGGGAGCGUGUGCUGCGCGGCAAAUACAGGAUUCCCUUCUACAUGUCCACCGACUGUGAGAACCUGCUGAAGAAGUUUCUCAUCUUGAACCCCUCCAAAAGAGGCAGCCUCGAGCAGCAAAUAAUGAGGGACCGGUGGAUGAAUGUAGGCUAUGAGGAGGAGGAACUCAAACCCUACAUUGAACCCCAGCCGGACUAUAAGGACCCCAGGAGAACAGACAUUAUGCUGCAGAUGGGAUUCUCUCAGGAGGAGAUCCAGGACUCGCUAGUGAACCAGAAGUACAAUGAUGUGAUGGCGACGUACCUGCUACUGGACUACAGGAACUCUGAGCUGGAUGAGGGCUGCAUCAAGCCGCGGCCAGUAGGUGAUGUCACAAACAUAAACGCCUCCUCCCCGGGUCACAAGGUACAGCGCAGUGUGUCAUCCAACCAGAAACCUCAGAACCGCAGAACCACCGACCAGGGUGAGAUUGGCUCGUCCCACUCUAAGAGGGGAGGUCAAACAGACAACAGGACUACAGCCGAGGAUUCUGGGAGGAAGGGCUCGUCAGGCAGCUCCACCACUAAGGUGCCAGCCAGCCCUCUGGUCCCCUCUGACCGCAAGAAGAGCGCCACCCCCUCCACCAAUAGCAUACUGUCCACUGGUACCAGCCGCAGUCGGAACUCUCCACUGACUGAGAGAGCCACGCUGGGCCAGGGCAUCCAGAACGGCAAGGACAGCCUAAACACUCCGGGCUCCCGGGCCUCUACUGCCUCGGCUGCUGCCGUCCUCUCCUCCUCCUCCUCGCGUCCCCGCCACCACAAGUCCCUGUCCUCCUCCAAUCAUCCAUGUCCCUCUGACCUGCACGCACCACGGCCCAGCGCCCCACCUCAGCGGGCGCCCGGUGCCUCCCCAUCUGCCCACAACAUCAGCAGUGCUGCCGUGUCCGACCGUACCAACUUCUCCAGAGGGGUGGGGAUCCGCAGCACGUUCCACGCAGGCCAGCAGCGGGUGGCCCGGGACCAGCAGGGCUCUGCCUACCCGGGCGGGCCCGCGUCCCCGUCGCUGUCGCACGGCAACAGCCAGGCCCGCAGGACACACGGCGCCACAGGGAUUUUUAGCAAGUUCACAUCCAAGUUUGUACGCAGAAAUCUCUCGUUCAGGUUUCCAAGAAGGAGUCCGGGAGAGGGUCGGGAUGAGGGCAGCAGGUCAAUGCUGAGCAGCACAGUGGACAAGUCGGACAAGACGUCCGGUGGCGUUCUCUCCUCCUCUUCCAACAACGACGAGAACAACUCCUCCCCAGGAUCUGGUAACACCGGCGGCACCGGCACUCCGCCUGCCAACUCCAGCCAGAAGCCGCGCUCGCUCCGCUUCACCUGGUCCAUGAAGACCACGUCCUCCAUGGAGCCCUCGGAGAUGAUGCGCGAGAUCCGCAAGGUGCUCGACUCCAACAGCUGCGAGUACGAGCUGCGCGAGCGCUACAUGCUGCUGUGCGUGUCGGGGGAUCCGGCGCGCGACGACUUCGUGCAGUGGGAGAUGGAGGUGUGCAAGCUGCCGCGGCUCUCCCUCAACGGCGUGCGCUUCAAGAGGAUCUCGGGCACGUCCAUCGCCUUCAAGAACAUUGCCUCAAAGAUCGCCAACGAGCUCAAACUGUGAGCCCGCGCCAGCAGCAGGGAGGACGGGUCUAUUGGGCGGAGGGCGGAGGGAGGGAGGGAUGAUACUGUAGGUGGGGGGGGGGUGUGGAGGUCACGAGGUAAGCUCCAGUUGGGGUGACUUUAAAAAUACCACGAUUGUUAUCUGGACUCAUGUCUGCGGUGGGGCUGUCAGUUCUGUGAGAAUAGAAAUGGUUCUGUUCCUUUGUUUCCCGAGGCCCUGCGAUUAAAACUCUGAGCUGA